AGCUUGCACAACAGCACAGGUCCCGUUCUACUGACAGUAUAAGGGCUGGGAAUGUACUAAAUUAUCAUUGUCACAAACACUCAUUUACACUUGGAAUUUGACUAUAUAAGGAAGAAGAAGCAACUUUAAGAGGACACACUGACAAACUACAAUCGUAAAAUGAAACUCAUCGUUAUCGGACAAGUUGUCAUGUCAUUGUUGGUGAAGAUGUACAAUUACAAACUAACAUAUUUCAAUAUGAGAGGAAGAGCCGAACUGGCACGAUAUAUUUUUGCAUAUGCAGGUAUGAAAUAUGAAGAUAUACGAGUAGAAUGGAAAGACUGGCCUGAAAUUAAGCAAACUAUUCCAUUUGAGAAACUUCCUAUAAUGGAAGUGGAUGGCAUAAUUAUUCCUCAGAGCCUUGCAAUUGCAAGAUAUCUUGCUAAGGAAACAGGAUUAGCUGGUGCUACCAGUCUGGAAGAAGCUCAAACAGAUGCAUUAGUGGACUGCAUGAAUGACUUCACAAUUAUGAUUCCUUGGAAUGAGAAGAAUAAAGAAGUUAAGGAAAAACAAAUAGAAGAGCUUUUCCUAAUUCACAGUCCAGUGCUGAUGAAAAAUUUAACAAAGGCCCUUGGAGAGAAGACAUGGCUUGUUGGAGAGUCGGUAAGUAGAUUUUUACCUAUAUUAAUUCAUAAAGUAUUGUUUGAGAACAAGCAGGCUGUGUUAACUGCGGCACUGAUCCAAAGCUCUCAGCCCAAACACUGGUUUUAUGGCAGAUGCAUGUUUUUUUUCAGGCAUGCCAGUCUUUUUUCCAAAUAUGUGUAUAUGUGAUAGGUUAAAUGGAGUGGUCACGGGCAUGAGUUCUGUGAUAGAAUGGCACCAGAGCCUACUUGUCUCCACAGCUUUGAAUAGGAUUCUUAUAAACAUGGACUGAGGAACUGAGAAUAAGUAUAUAGUACUAAUUAUUUUCUUUGUAGCAUAUUUAAAUGAAUAAUAAAAAUCAUAAUGGCAUCCAUCACCAUAUUUACUGGAUAUUUAAGCAACCGUUCACCACCACCUGGAAUUACAAAUGAUGUAGGACUUCUUAUGAGGGUUUUAAAAUGAAUUUUGCUAAAUUCAGUUUCUGCUGCAUUGCAAGAUGUUUUAUUCAAUUUCAAACGUAAUACUGCUUAAUAUGGUUUUCGAAUGAUAAUCAGCUCCUUAUUUUUGAAAAUUACAAACAACUAUUCAUCAGCUCUGUGGGUGGUUAGCACAAUUCAGACUUUUCCUUAGACAAAAGAUUUAAAACAUACAGUAAUUCAAAAACAACCAACUUUAAGAGGUG
Polypterus senegalus (gray bichir) is the source of this 1303-nucleotide messenger RNA. RefSeq names its product hematopoietic prostaglandin D synthase-like. Lineage: Eukaryota; Metazoa; Chordata; Cladistia; Polypteriformes; Polypteridae. The coding region runs from base 160 to 810 and encodes 216 amino acids. Gene Ontology annotation, biological process: glutathione metabolic process. Gene Ontology annotation, molecular function: glutathione transferase activity. The record is from RefSeq and is a predicted model, not a curated record. The transcript is spliced from 6 exons.